Molecule: messenger RNA, 1069 nt
Organism: Solanum tuberosum (potato)
Lineage: Eukaryota; Viridiplantae; Streptophyta; Magnoliopsida; Solanales; Solanaceae
Product: membrin-11-like
Exons: 4
Coding region: 127-846 (239 amino acids)
Biological process (GO): vesicle fusion; vesicle-mediated transport
Cellular component (GO): Golgi apparatus; SNARE complex; ER to Golgi transport vesicle membrane
Molecular function (GO): SNARE binding; SNAP receptor activity
Source: RefSeq, a predicted model, not a curated record
AUUCUCAUCCUUUCCGGGGUUAUUAGGCAAACUUGAAACAAGUACCUUAUUGUUAUAUCCAAAACUACAGGGUAGAAUUUCUGCAAUUGUUGAUAAACUUCGGGAGCCAAAAGGUUCCAAACAACAAUGGCGAUGUCCGUUGAGGUCGCCGGCGGUGGCGUAACGUUAUCGGAGCUCUAUCAGAGUUCCCGGCGGCUGUUACUCAAAACAAGAGAUGGCUUAGAGAGGCUCGAGCGUUUCGAAUACACCUCUUCUUCCUCCGUGUUGUCAUUGGGCGCCGCCGUGAACGAUCCUUCGGAGAAAGCAGUUGAGGAUUUGAGAAAAGAUAUCAGCCAGAUCCAGUUACUUUGCUCCGAAAUGGAACAUCUCUGGCAUUCCAUACCUGCUAAAUCUCAACGUGAUCUCUGGAAAAGGAAAGUGGAACAAGUGGCUGAAGAGGCUGACUCUUUGAAAGAUAGUCUGGAUAAAUAUAAUCUACGGCAUCAGAGACGCAUGCAAGAAGUCCGGGAGAGAACAGAAUUACUUGGAAGAGCUAGCGGUGAUUCAUCUCAUGUUUUGAGGAUUUUUGAUGACGAAGCUCAAGCAACGCAAUCUGCUCGUAGCUCAUCCAGAAUGCUUGAAGAAACCUUGGCAACAGGGACAGCUAUUCUUUCAAAAUAUAGUGAGCAAAGGGAUCGUCUAAAGCGAGCUCAACGGAAAGCAUUAGAUGUACUCAACACUGUGGGGCUAUCAAAUUCUGUAAUGAGACUUAUUGAGAAGAGAAAUCGUGUUGAUAGAUGGAUCAAAUAUGCUGGAAUGAUCUUAACAAUUAUAGUGCUGAUUUUCGUUUGGAGGUGGACAAGAUGAUAGUGCUUGAUAAUCGACUGAACCAUCAGGAUGAACUCUUAGUUAAAGAGUUGAGUUUUGAAAGGAUUGAAGAAAAGUCUACUCAAAUCCCAUUUAGAAGUUAGAACUCAUACACAAAUCUUGAUAAGCAUUGUAUUGCAAUUGGGGUUGAAUGGAACCUGUAAAUUGUAAAUGAGACCUUGAUAGAAAAUAUAAUAGUACUAUUUAUUUUAUUUUUUCCGGA